GAGGAAAGGUAUUGAGGAGUAAAACGGGGAGUAUCGUUGACAUCAACCAGCAGUGUUUAAAGCUACCCGACCGGAGAUGGUCCCCCGACACACGAGCGCAGAGUAGCGGUCCUGUAGGGCUUCUGAGGAGGCGAGAGGAAAGCUGGCGUUCCCUGMCGAAAAGUUAAACCUUUCUGAGGAGCUCAGCUGUCAAAUGGGAUUAUUAUUUCUAUCCGGCGUUCAAGGGAAACUGCCCGCUGAAAGUCCAUCCACAUGAAUUUAUCCGACCAAAAAGAAGACGGAACACUCACUUUCCCUAUUAAGGUCCACUGGAUGGUCACACUGAGGAUUCCACAGAGCAGGCCAUGAUGCCUCAGCCAGGGCUGUAGGGAACACCCAGAGAGUGCCAAGCCCUGCUGAGGGAAGUUUCCCCCCCAUCCCCCACCUCCAUCCCCUAUUGCAGGAGGUACCAUGGUUCCCCCCAGGSCAGGUGGAACCGUAGCCCAGUCCAGGGCGACUCGUACUAGGUACRGACUCUGCUUCUACCCCCCUUGUCUGCUACUGCCACUGCUGGUGCUCACAUCCCUGCCCAACCUGUCUGAGGCGGUGGCGGCACCCAAGUUCAUCAAGAUCCCCGGGGACCAGAUCGGGGUUUCGGGGGGUGUGGCCUCGUUUGUGUGCCAGGCGUCAGGUGACCCCAAACCCAUGGUCAACUGGAACAAGAAGGGCAAGAAGGUCAACUCCCAACGCAUAGAGACAAUAGAGUUUGAUGAUGGAGCGGGGGCCGUACUGAGGAUCCAGCCUCUCAGGGCCCCCCGAGAUGAGAAUGUCUAUGAGUGUGUGGCCCGCAACAGUGAGGGAGAUGUGGCCACCACUGCCAAGCUGGCCAUCAUACGGGAGGACCUGUUGCCGUUUGGUUUCCCCAGCAUUGACAUGGGUCCUCAGCUGAAGGUGGUAGAGAGGACCAGGACGACCACCAUGCUGUGUGCUGCCAGUGGCAUCCCUGACCCAGAGAUCUCCUGGUUCAAAGACUUCCUCCCUAUAGAGCCCAGCUCCAGCCAGGGACGCAUUAAACAGCUGCGCUCAGGUGCCCUCCAGAUAGAGAACAGUGAGGAGUUAGACCAGGGAAAGUAUGAGUGUGUGGCCACUAACUCUCAGGGAGUGCGCUACUCUUCCCCGGCCAACCUGUAUGUACGAGAGCAACGAGAAGUGCGUCGUGUGCCCCCUCGUUUCUCCAUCCUGCCCUCCAACCAUGAGAUCAUGCCCGGCGGCAGCAUCAACAUCACCUGCGUGGCGGUGGGUUCACCCAUGCCCUACGUCAAAUGGAUGCUGGGUAGUGAGGACCUGACACCUGAGGACGAGAUGCCAGUGGGGCGGAACGUUCUGGAGCUCAACGGAAUCAGGGAGUCGGCCAACUACACCUGUGUGGCCAUGAGCAGUCUGGGGAUUAUCGAGGCCACUGCACAGGUGUCAGUUAAGACUCUUCCCAAGCCUCCCGGUACCCCCAUCGUCACAGAGACGACUGCCACCAGCAUCACCAUCACCUGGGACUCCGGUAAUCCCGACCCGGUGUCCUAUUACAUCAUCCAGUACCGGGCCAAGGCACCAGACAGCAAGUACGAGACGGUGGACAGUAUCACCACCACUAGGUACAGCAUUGGAGGGCUCUACCCCAACACAGAGUAUGAGAUCAGGGUGUCAGCCUUCAACAGCAUCGGCCAGGGACCCUCGUCCACCCGGGUGGAGGCCAGGACAGGGGAGCAGGCCCCGGCUAGCCCACCCAGGAACGUCCAGGCCAGGAUCAUCUCCAAGAACACUGUCAUGGUCCGCUGGGAGGAACCAGAGGAGCCCAACGGACAGGUGAAAGGUUACCGGGUGUACUACACCAUGGACCCAUCUCAGCCCAUGAGUCUGUGGCAGAUCCAUAAUGUUCAGGACAGCACCAUCACCUCCAUCCAGAGCCUGGUACCCUCUGAAACAUACACUGUCAGAGUCCUGGCCUUCACCUCUGUGGGAGACGGACCCUUCUCUGACCCUGUCCAUGUCAAAGUGCUGCCCGGAGUUCCAGGGCAGCCAGGAAAGUUCAAAGUGGGCAAGGUGACGGAGACCAGUAUAGAGCUGACUUGGGAACCGUCCUACAUCAAGGAGGGCAUCGUCAACUACGAACUGCUCUACAAACCUGUCAAGUUCGGCAGCCUGGAGAAGUUGACGUUUGGGCCCAGGGCGUCGUACACAGUGGAGGGUCUGAGGGCUAACACGGAGUACUCCUUCUCCCUGGCUGCCAUUUCUAACAAAGGCAUUGGAGCCUUUACCAACGAGCUGGUCCAGAGGACAGCACAAGCCAAGCCCUCGGCUGCUCCCCUGGGCGUGUCCUGUGACAGCUCCAGCUCCACCUCCCUGAGGGUAAGUUGGACACCGCCGCCCACURAGACCCAAAAUGGCACACUGACUGCUUAUGUGCUGCGCUACCAGCAAGUGGUGUCUGGGACCGAGGUCAAAGGUCAGGGUCCAGAGGUGAAGGGGCCUCCCAUCCCCCCAGAGCAGGGGCAGGCGGUGGUGGAGGGGCUGGAAAAGUGGACCUGGUACCGCGUUAGCCUGGCAGCCUUCACUACCGAGGGGUCCGGACCAGAGAGUCCAGCGCUGCUCUGCCGCACAGACCACGACGUCCCGGGUGCGGCCCCUCGGCAGGUGGAGGUCCGGCCCUUCAACUCCACUGCCCUUAGGGUCACCUGGCGAUCUGUGUUGCCAAGGCAACGCCAAGGUCAGAUCCGUGGUUACCAGGUGCACUAUGCUCGUGUGGAGAGUGGCUCAUCACGCAGCCUUCCCCGAAUCAAAGACCUGCUAUUGGACGACAGCCAGUUUGUGGAGGAUGACUCUACUGAAUAUGAGAUGAUGGUGGGGGGUCUGAAGCCUGAGAUGUGGUACUCUGUGUCUGUGGCGGCUUACACCACUAAAGGGGAUGGAACACACAGUAAAGCCAGGGUGGUGCAGACACCGGGGAUUGUGCCUGGUGCCCCCUCACUGUCGGUGCGCCCAGGGUCUGAACCCUCCAUGGUGGUGAGAUGGGGGCCCCCUACUGGGGGUUCAGACUCAGGUCCAGGGGCCAAAGGGUCUGAAGUUCAGAUCCAGGGUUUCCGGCUACAAUUUGGGCUGAAGAAUGCAACCCUGGACACUACGGUGGAGUUUUCGGCCAGGGAGCGAACGUACACACUCAUAGACGUAAUUCCAGGGUUGACCUAUGUCGUUACCCUUUCCGCCAAAAGCCGGUCAGGAUACGGAGACGAGGCACGGGAGGAACUCGAGAUGCCUGAGUACCCACCCAGGGGCUACCCUCAAAUCUCAGAAAACAUUAACGUCACCUGUUGUUCGCUCCAGUUCUCCUGGCUGCCCCCUGUGCCAAGCGAGCGAAACGGUGUGAUCACCGAAUACACAAUAGCUUAUCGGGAAGCAGGGGGUCUUAACCCUCUGGGCAUUGACCCUCUGGUACCCCCUCGCCAGAUCACGCUCCCGGCUAUUGAGUCCAGCUACACCAUUCUGGGCCUGAACCACAACACAGGGUACGAGGUGCAGAUGUGUGCCCACACCAGCGUAGGUCCCGGCCCGUUCAGUCCCCCGCUGCUGUAUCGCACACUGACUUUCGAGACAGGUAGGGCUGGCCUGGGGCCUGGGGCCUGGGGCCUGGCACAGGGCUCCAGAGAAACCCCCCUAUUCACUCUAAAUACUGGUCUAGAGUCAGAUUUUUUAAAUUUUAAUCUGAACCUUGAAUAUCAUAGUCCAAAAUGCAACACUGACUCUGGGCCAGUUACAAGGGUCAACUUUCACCCACAGAGUGGUUGUUUUCCCGUCUUCCAAUCAGAUGUCCCGAGGAAUUUCUCAGUGAACCUGGCGACCAAGACGAGUGUUCUCCUGACCUGGGAAUUCCCUGAGAGCCCCUACCCCUACCACUUCACUGUGGAGUAUAACCGCCAGAAGAUGGAGGUGGAUGCCAAGCUGAGGAAAGCAGUGAUCCCCAACUUGCAGCCAGAUACUGACUAUGACUUCAAGAUCACCUCCUCUGAGGGCAACAUGGGCGGGCUGAGGCACCGCAUCCACGCCAAGACCUCUCCACCAAUUGCCAUCCGCCGUCCGGAGAUUGACCACACCCGUGACACGGAGACCACCAUCACCCUAAUCCUGCCCUCGCUGGAGAACCGCAUCCCUGUCAAGAACCUGUAUGUGGUGGUAGUUCCUCUGAGGAGGACGAGGGGGGUCAUUAGACAUCUCAAGAGCCCAGACGAGAUGGACUUGGAGGAGUUGUUGAAGGACAGCAGUCAGAGACAGAGGGAAUCUAGACAGCAGAAACAGGUAGACCUGCGCAGAGCCUACAUCUCAGCCCUCUUCACCCCUGCUACUCUGCCAGCCUUCUUCACUCUGGGGGACCAGCUGGACUACGGAGGCUUUGAGAACCGUGCUCUAGAACCGGGACAGGAGUAUGUGUUCUUCAUCCUGGCUGAACUCAAUGGCACCACAGUGAAGAUGUACGCGGACAGUCCGUACACAGAGCCAGUGAUCGCUCCGGACUCAGACCCCCAGCCCCUGGACGCGGGGGAUGGUCUGAUCUGGGUGGUGGGACCCGUCCUGGCCGUGGUCUUCAUCAUCUGCAUCGUCAUCGCCAUCCUGCUCUACAAGAACAACAAGCCAGACAGUAAGAGGAAGGACUCCGAGCCAGGCACCAAGAGCCUUCUGUGUAAUGCUGAGAUGAUGGCCCACCACCCCACAGACCCUGUUGAGAUGAGACGCAUCAACUUCCAGACCCCUGGUAUGAUGAGCCACCCUCCCAUUCCCAUCACAGAGCUGGCUGAACACACAGAGAUACUCAAGGCCAACGAUAGCCUGCGUCUGUCUCAGGAGUACGAGUCCAUCGACCCUGGUCAGCAGUUCACCUGGGAGCCUAACCCCAACCUUUUACCUCUCUGUGUUUCCAUCGACCCUGGUCAGCAGUUCACCUUCCAUCGACCCUGGUCAGCCAUUCACUGGGGCAUCCAACUGGAGGUGAACAAGCCCAAGAACCGCUAUGCUAACGUCAUCGCCUACGACCACACCCGCGUCGUCCUCGCCCCCAAUGAAGGUUCAAGUCCAGGUAUCCUGGGCAGUGACUACAUCAAUGCUAACUACAUAGACGGCUACAGGAAGCAGAAUGCCUACAUCGCCACACAGGGCCCACUGGCAGAGACAUUCGGGGACUUCUGGAGGAUGGUGUGGGAACAGAGAGCAGCCUCUGUGGUCAUGAUGACCAGACUGGAGGAGAAGUCACGGAUAAAGUGUGACCAGUACUGGCCGACCCGGGGUACAGAGACCUAUGGGAUGACUCAGGUCACAAUACUGGACACUAUGGAACUGGCCACCUUCUGCGUGCGCACCUUCUCCCUGCAGAAGGUCAGUACACACAAACGCAUGCACAAAUACUGUACACCAGACGACAUUGCAUAG
Molecule: messenger RNA, 5448 nt
Organism: Salvelinus sp. IW2-2015
Lineage: Eukaryota; Metazoa; Chordata; Actinopteri; Salmoniformes; Salmonidae
Source: RefSeq, a predicted model, not a curated record